AAGAUAUUUUCCCGAGGAUAAACCAACAGCAAUGGUCGUUAUUAACGCUCGCGGCAACAAAAUGGAAACCCACUUCAUAAUUUCUGCAACAAUGGAGGGUUUGAUUCUUAACAAUCCAAAACCAUCUUUAUCCAAACCCUUUCUUCUCAAAACCCCUUUUCUGCACUAUGUUUUCAGGCACCAAAUCACUCCCCGGGCCGCCCAACUUCGCAGUUUCUGUGUCACUUGUAAGAUUAAGGCAUCGCAAGACAAGAAGCAGAAGAAUGUCAGCAACAAGAUUGUGCUCUCGGAAGCAGCGCCGCCGCUUGCGGAGGAGGAGAGUGAUAACACUGGAAAUGCUGAAGCCGAAGUCAAGGCUGGAAAUGGGAGUGGGUUGGCGAAGCUGGUGAAGAGAUUGCCCAAAAGGAUUUUGGGGGCUUUGUCUAAUUUGCCUUUGGCUAUUGGUGAAAUGUUCACCAUCGCUGCCCUGAUGGCUCUUGGUACUGUCAUUGAUCAAGGCGAAGCCCCUGAUUUCUAUUUUCAGAAGUACCCUGAGGACAAUCCUUUGUGGGGAUUCUUCACUUGGAGAUGGAUUCUUACACUUGGGUUUGAUCACAUGUACUCAUCUACCAUUUUUCUAGGGAUGUUAGCUCUCCUUGGGAUCUCACUCAUGGCAUGCACUUACACAACCCAGAUUCCUCUUGUCAAGGUUGCUAGAAGAUGGAACUUUUUGCAAUCUGGUGAAACUAUUCGCAAGCUGGAAUGUUCUGACAUUUUACCCAGAGCAUCAGUCCAAGAUUUGGGGGUUAUUCUAAUGGGAGCAGGAUAUGAGGUGUUUAUUAAAGGACCAACUUUAUAUGCCUUUAAGGGAUUAGCUGGACGAUUUGCACCAAUUGGUGUACAUUUGGCCAUGCUUUUGAUAAUGGCUGGUGCAACCCUCAGUGCAACUGGGAGCUUCAGAGGUUCAGUUACAGUUCCACAGGGACUGAAUUUCGUAGUUGGAGAUGUUCUGAACCCGAGCGGAUUUCUCUCCAAGCCAACUGAAGCUUUCAAUACUGAAGUUCACGUCAACAAGUUCUACAUGGACUACUACGACAGUGGAGAGGUGAAACAGUUCCAUAGUGAUCUUUCUUUAUUUGAUCUUAAUGGGAAAGAGGUGAUGAGGAAGACAAUUAGCGUGAAUAAUCCUUUACGGUAUGGAGGCUUUACAAUUUACCAAACCGAUUGGGGAUUUUCAGCUCUACAAAUACUUAAGAAUGAUGAAGGACCUUUUAACUUGGCUGUGGCACCUCUAAAGAUCAAUGGAGACAAGAAGCUUUAUGGGACUUUCUUACCAGUUGGCGAUGUUGAUUCACCAGAUGUGAAGGGAAUAUCAAUGCUUGCUCGUGAUCUUCAAUCCAUUGUCUUGUAUGAUCAGGAAGGAAAGUUUGUUGGGGUGCGACGUCCGAGCUCCAAGCUUCCUAUUGACAUCAACGGUAUAAAAAUCGAAAUAGUUGAUGCUAUUGGCAGCACUGGACUGGAAUUGAAGACUGACCCAGGAGUACCCAUUGUUUAUGCUGGAUUUGGUGCUCUAAUGCUCACAACAUGUGUCAGUUAUCUAUCUCAUUCUCAGAUAUGGGCCAUACAAGAUGGAACGAUAGUGAUCAUCGGAGGGAAAACGAACCGUGCAAAGGUCGAAUUUCCAGAGGAGAUGGAUCGUUUACUUGAUCGAGUUCCAGAAAUCAUUGAACCAUCUCACUAUGAGUUGAAUAACAAUGAUGCCUAGUUCCUAAGACACAAGAAUGGAACAAGCCAGCACUCAAGGGCAACAAUCAAUCAGUGUCCAACUUAACAACCAAGCACAGAAUGGAGAGCCCCCCAUAACUUCAAAAUUUUGGCCUCAGAAGAUCAUUGUUGGUUUUCUUCUUUUUUAUGUGUAAAUAUUUAUAAAUAGAGGAUGGUUUUACCAAUUUGUAAUUCUUUCAUCACCAGGACAACCAUGUUCCAAGCCUUAAAUAAAUCAUUGUUGUAUAUAUCAUAACACAGGAUACUUGAUUUAUUCUUUUUUCAGGUAAAAAAAAAAUGAAAGCAUUGUUCUUAUUUUAGAAAA
Benincasa hispida (wax gourd) is the source of this 2068-nucleotide messenger RNA. Its product is annotated as cytochrome c biogenesis protein family. NCBI's taxonomy places the organism in Eukaryota, Viridiplantae, Streptophyta, Magnoliopsida, Cucurbitales, Cucurbitaceae. The record is from RefSeq and is a predicted model, not a curated record.